Molossus molossus (Pallas's mastiff bat) is the source of this 5336-nucleotide messenger RNA. It is a transcript of the gene SIGLEC1, whose product is annotated as sialic acid binding Ig like lectin 1. NCBI's taxonomy places the organism in Eukaryota, Metazoa, Chordata, Mammalia, Chiroptera, Molossidae. The record is from RefSeq and is a predicted model, not a curated record. The coding region runs from base 204 to 5336 and encodes 1710 amino acids. The transcript is spliced from 22 exons.
GAUCUCCUCUUGGGCCGCAGAGCCCCGGGGAGUCGGCAGCACUUGAGCUCCUGGCCUUCCUUCCUGUUCUGCUUGUGCUUCACCAGCCCCUUUCCCGCGCAGCAGGCUCUGAGCUGAGGUGCCCUGAGGUUCCUUAGGAGGCUCCUGCGUGCCCAAUCAACACAGCCCGAGCCACUCUCUUCUGCACCGGAACUGGCACCGCUAUGGGCUACCUGCUUCCGCUUCUCCACCUGGCCGCGUCCAUCUCAACAGUCCUUGCCUCAUGGGGUAUCUCCAGUCCUGAGACUGUGCAGGGCGUGAAGGGGUCCUGCCUCAUCAUCCCCUGCAUCUUCAGUUUCCCUGACAACGUGAAGGUGCCCCAAGGCAUUACCACCAUCUGGUACUAUGUCUACUCGGGAAAUCAGCAGGUGGUUCACCACUCGUCCGAGCCCCAGCUGGUGGACGCGCGCUUCCAAGGCCGUACCCAGCUGCUGGGGAACACUGAGCACAGGGUGUGCAACCUGAUGCUGAAGGACCUGCGCCCCCAGGACUCGGGCAAUUACAGAUUUCGCUUCGAGAUCAGUGAUAGCAACCGCUGGGGGGAUGUCAGAGGCACAACGGUCACUGUGACAGAGAAGCCCAAUGUGCCCACCAUCGCCUCACCAUUGGAGCUUCGCGAGGGCAUGGAGGCGGACUUCAACUGCUCCACUCCCUACGCGUGCCUGCAGGAGCCCGUCCACCUGCAGUGGCAAGGCCAGGACCCCGCUCGCUCAGUCACCUCCCACCACGAGAAGCUCGAUCUCACAGGCAUCAGCAACCAGGAGACCCUCCAUAUGGCCCUGUCCUGGCAGGACCACGGUCGGACCCUGAGCUGCGAGCUCUCGGUGGCCAAACACAAGACAAAGGGCGAGAUUUUCCUCCAAGUGCAGUAUGCCCCCAAAGGUGUGGAGAUCCUCCUCAGCCCUUCGGAGGGGAACAUCCGUCCAGGAGAUCUGGUCACCCUCACCUGCCAGGUGAACAGCAGCUACCCCAAGGUCAGUUCUGUGCAGUGGGUCAAGGACGGGACGCCCCUCAAAGCCCAGAGCCGCAUGCUGCAGUUGUCCCACGUAGCCUGGGACGAUGCCGGAGUCUACACCUGCCGAGCUGAGAACAACGUGGGCUCCGUGGGCUCACCCCCCUUCAGCCUCCACGUCUUCAUGGCUGAGGUGCAGGUGAGCCCAGCAGGCCCCAUCCAGGAAAACCAGACAGUGACGCUGGCCUGCAACGUGCCUAAAGAAGCACCCAGCGAGCUGCAGUACAGCUGGUACAAGAACCAUGCCCUGCUGGAGGAUGCCCACAGCCGUACCCUCCAGCUGCACUCGGCUACCAGGGCCGACACUGGCUUCUACUUCUGUGAGGUGCAGAACGCCCAGGGCAAGGAGCGCUCUGGGCCUGUCAGCGUGGUGGUCAUCCACCCGCCCCUCGCCCCCGACCUAACUGCCUUCCUGGAGAUGCAGGCAGGGCUGGUGGGCAUCCUCUACUGCUCCGUGGUCAGCGAGCCCAUGGCCACCCUGGUGCUGUCACAUGGGGGACUUGUCUUGGCCUCCACCUCCGGCAAGGAUCACCACAGCCCACGCUUCAGUGUCUCCUCUGCCCCCAACUUUCUGAGCCUGGUGAUCCGAGACUUGGAGCUGGCGGACAGUGGGGAAUACAUAUGCACAGCCACCAACUCCUACGGGAAUGCGUCCUCCUCCCUGGACUUCCAAGCCAAUGCCGCCCGCCUCCUCAUCAGCCCAGCAGCAGAGGUGGUGGAAGGGCAGGCGGUGACCCUGAGCUGCAGGAGCGGCCUGAGCCCAACGCCUGACCUGCGUUUCUCCUGGUACCUGAACGGAGCCCUGCUCCUCGAGGGGCCCAGCAGCAGCCUCCAGCUCCCUGCAGCCUCCAGCACCGACGCUGGCUCAUACCACUGUCAGGUCCAGGACGGUCACAGCGCCAGCGGGCCCUCCUCGCCUGCCGUCCUCACGGUGCUCUACGCCCCACGCCAGCCCCGGCUCACUGCCCGGCUGGACUCCGACGCUGCAGGGCUUGGGGUUGGCCGUCGAGGUUUCCUGGAGUGCCGUGUGGACAGUGACCCCCCAGCCCAGCUGCGGCUGCUCCACAGGGACCGUGUAGUAGCCUCUUCCCCGCCAUCAGGGGGCGGCUGCAGCUCCUGUGGGGGCUGUUCCCAGCGCACAAAGGUCAACAGAGCCCCUAACCUGCUGCGUGUGGAGAUUCGUGACCCGGUGCUGGAGGACGAGGGUGUGUACCUGUGCGAGGCCAGCAACGCUCUGGGCAACGCCUCCUCCUCCGUGACCUUCGAUGCCCAGGCCACUGUCCUGGUCAUCGCACCAUCACACACACUGCCAGAGGGCACCGAAGCCAACCUGACUUGCAAUGUUAGCCGGGAAGCCAGUGGUGGCCCUGCCAACUACUCUUGGUUCCGGAAUGGGGCACUGUGGGCCCAGGGCCCCCUGGAGACCAUGACGCUGCUGCCUGUGGCCAGAACGGAUGCUGCCCUCUAUGCCUGCCGCAUCGUCACCGAGGGUGGUGCCCAGCUCUCCACCCCCGUGGUCCUGAGUGUGCUCUAUCCUCCAGACCCUCCAAAACUGUCAGCCCUCCUGGAUGUGGGCAAGGGCCACAUGGCUGUGUUUGUCUGCACUGUGGACAGUAGCCCGAUGGCCCAGCUGACCCUGUUCCACGAGGAACGCCUCUUGGCCACCACCCUGGGGCCCCAGCUCCCAUCCCAUGGCCGCUUCCAUGCUAAGGCCACGGCCAACUCCCUGCGGCUAGAGGUCCGAGACCUGGGCCUUGGAGACUCUGGCAGUUACCUCUGUGAGGCCACAAAUGACCUUGGAUCAGCCAAUACCUCCCUCUUCUUCCAGGUCCGAGGAGCCUGGAUCCAGGUCUCACCCUCGCCCGAGCUCCAGGAGGGCCAGGCUGUGGUCCUGAGCUGCAAGGUACCCACAGAGGCCCUGGAAGGGACCUCGUACCGCUGGUAUCGGGACGGCCAGCCCCUCCAGGAGUUGACCUCGGCCACACUCCACUUUGCAGCCAUAACUUUGAGCCAAGCCGGGGCCUAUCACUGCCAAGCCCAGGCCCCGGGCUCAGCCUCUGCUAGCCUGGCCGCUCCCGUCAGCCUCCACGUGUCCUAUGCCCCACGCCAGGCCACACUCACCACCCUGAUGGACACUGGCCCUGGGCGACUGGGCCUUCUUCUGUGCCGGGUGAACAGCGACCCUUUGGCCCAGCUACGACUGCUCCAUGGGGACCGCCUCGUGGCCUCCACCCUACAAGGUGUAGGGGAACUGGCAGGCGGCUCCCCCCGGCUAAAGGUGGCGGUGGCCCCCAACACACUGCGCCUGGAGGUCCACAAUGCAGUGCUGGAGGACGAGGGCGUCUACACCUGCGAGGCCACCAAUGCCCUGGGCCGGACCUCGGCCUCAGCCCGUUUCGAUGCCCAGGCUGUGAGUGUGCAGGUGUGGCCAAAGGCCACCGUGCAGGAGGGGCAGCCAGUGAACCUGACCUGCCUUGUGUGGACCACCCACCUGGCCCAGCUCACCUACACAUGGUACCAGGACGGGCAGCAGCGCCCAGGUGCCCAAUCCAUCUAUCUGCCCAAUGUCACGGUCGCGGAUGCUGCCUCCUACCACUGCGGUGUGGUGACCCCUGGCCAGGCACCCCGCUUCUCCAGACCUGUCAUCCUUGAUGUCCUCUACCCGCCCCGCAGCCUGCGCCUGACCUCCCUCCUGGAGAACCGUGGUGGGCGGCUGGCCCUGCUCCUGUGCACUGUGGACAGCCACCCACCCGCCCAGCUGGCCCUCAGCCAUGCUGGUCGCCUCCUGGCCUCCUUGACCGAAGCCUCUGUGCCCAACACCCUGCGCCUGGAGCUGCGGGAGCCCCGGCCCAGAGAUGAGGGUCUCUACAGCUGCUUGGCCCGCAGUCCUCUGGGCCAGGUCAACACGUCUCUGGAAUUGCGACUAGAGGGCGUGCAGGUGACUCUGGCUCCGUCGGCCGCUGUCCCAGAGGGCGCCUCCGUCACAGUGACCUGUGAGGACCCUGCUGCCAGCCCACCCACCCUCUAUACCUGGUAUCACAACAGCCGUUGGCUGCAGGACGGGCCAGCCGCCUCCCUCUCAUUCCCGAUCGCUACGCGGGCUCACGCGGGUGCCUACUCCUGCCAAGUCCAGGAUGCCCAGGGCACACGGAGUUCCCGGCCUGCAGCCCUGCAAGUCCUCUAUGCCCCUCGGGAUGCCAUUCUGUCCUCCUUCCGGGACUCGAGGACCAGCCCCAUGACCGUGGUGCAGUGCACUGUGGACAGCGAGCCACCUGCUGAGCUGGCCCUGUCCCAUGAUGGCAAGGUACUGGCCACCAGCCAAAGUGUCCAUGGCUUGGUAUCGGGGACAGGCCCUGUCCAGGUGGCUCGCAAUGCCCUGAGGCUACAGGUACAAGGUAUGCCCUCAGGUGAUGAGAACACCUACAUCUGCACGGCCCACAACCUGCUGGGCUCAGUCAGCACCACGGGGCAGCUACAAGCAGAAGGUGUGCGUGUGGUGGCUGAGCCAGGCCUGGAUGUGCCUGAGGGUGCAGCGCUGAAUCUGAGUUGUCACCUUCCUGGUGGCCCCAGUUCCCUGGUCAACUCCACUUUCACUUGGUUCUGGAAUGGCCGGCAACUAUACGCGGAGCCUGUGCCCAUCCUUUCCUUCUCCCACGUGGCCCGUGCCCAAGCUGGAGUGUACCACUGCCGGGCUGAGCUCCCCACUGGGACCACUACCUCUGCUUCAGUCAUGCUCCGUGUGCUCUACCCUCCCAAGAUACCCACCAUGACAGCCUUUGUGGACCCUGAGGGUGGCAUCCAGGGCAUUCUGGACUGUCGAGUGGAUAGCGAGCCCCUAGCCAGCCUGACCCUCCACCUUGGCAGUCGGUUGGUGGCCUCCAGCCAGCCUCUGGGUGCUCCAAUGGAGCCGCACAUCCGUGUCUCAGCUACACCCAAUGCCUUGAGGAUGGACAUUGAGGAGCUGAGGCCCAGUGACCAGGGGGAAUAUGUGUGCUUUGCCUCCAAUGCCCUGGGCUCUGCCUCCGCCUCCACCUACUUUGGAACCAGAGCCCUGCAGCGCCUGCAUCUGUUCCAGCAGCUGCUCUGGGUCCUGGGGCUGCUGGCUGCCUUCCUCUUCCUCCUGUUGGGCCUGGGGGCCUGCUACGCCUGGAGAAGGAGAUGUUUCCAUAAGCUGAGAGUGGGUGAGAAAUCCAUGGAGAUGGCUUAUCAGAAGGACAGCAUACAGCUCAUGGAUCCUGAUGCAGCUACAUUUGGGGCUUCAUCCUGUGCUCUGUCCCUGAGCUGA